Molecule: messenger RNA, 663 nt
Organism: Drosophila subpulchrella
Lineage: Eukaryota; Metazoa; Arthropoda; Insecta; Diptera; Drosophilidae
Exons: 2
Coding region: 1-663 (220 amino acids)
Source: RefSeq, a predicted model, not a curated record
AUGUUGCUGCCGGACCAGACGUACGCCGACUACGACGUGGGUCGCCACCAGCUGCUGACCUACCACAAGAGCAGGGGUCGCGGCCUGAAGGCCAAGGGGCAACGCUCCAAGAGCUCCGAUGCCAGCAGCAGCAGCUACGAGCGAACGGCGGACUUCUUUGAGAACAUACCGGACUUCCUGGGGGACUCCCUUCCGACAUUCCUCUACAGUCCGCAGGAGCAGCAGGCUAGGUUGCCACUGGGACAGCGACAGGAUCGGGAUCAGGAUCAGGAGGAUGAGGACGAGGAUGAGCUACAGGCGGGGGAUCAGGAGAGCGAGAGCACCGGUCAGAGCGACAACUGCGAGGACGACGAUGUCCUGCGACUGUGCGAGGACUUCCUGUGCCGCCAUCGCAUGCGACCCGACUUUUUCUGCCAGUAUCACAAGGCUGUCAGUUCUACGACGCCGUCACCAAAGCAAAGGAAAACCUCAACCCCUGUUGAGGAGCGCAUUUCCACACCCCCAUCAGGAAAAGCCAAAACGGAGGUAAAGGACUUUAAGACAAAUAGGCCUAAUGCCGUGGUGGAGAGGUUUUCCAAGUUCUCGGCCAUUUAUACACUGCCUGUGCCGAAGAGGAAAAAGGCGUGCAAUAAAACCACAGGAAAUAUAACAGGUAGGGAUUAA